UCAACAGUAGGAGAUUUUGCGUGAUGCUGCACAUAGGCUGCAUCUUAUUUCACUCAUAAUCACGGUUACUCACAUAUCUCAGUAAAACAAAAUUGUAACGUAAAUACGUGUGUGUAGAUUUUUUGGAACAAUUACGAACAAAAUCCAGGUCGCUAGAUCCAUGUCUUUACAAAUGUCUCGGAAAGAAUCGGUGUUCUUGGAUUAUCAGAUCACGUGAAAUUCGAAGGGCCUCAUAACACCGAGGCAUAAGUGGUACACUGUACACAAUAAUGGUGAUAUUCACAGAAGAAAGUAGGUUCAUAUGGUUCAUUGUGGUGGCGACAUCGAUAUCACCUGGCUGGACCGAGGCUGUGAGCAACGAGCAGCAACAAUCCCAGUCGAACCGCCUAGAAAAUGUGACACAGACCAUUUCCAGACUCCUGCAGGGAUACGAUAUCCGGCUGAGACCAAACUUUGGAGGUGAUCCUUUAUAUGUGGGUAUGGACCUAACCAUUGCAAGUUUUGAUUCCAUCUCUGAAGUUAAUAUGGAUUAUACCAUCACAAUGUACCUGAACCAAUACUGGAAAGAUGAAAGACUGGCAUUCAGUACAGAUGAAGAAAUUCUGACACUCUCAGGAGAUUUUGCCGAGAAAAUUUGGGUCCCUGACACAUUUUUUGCCAAUGACAAGAACAGUUUUCUGCAUGAUGUCACGGAGAGAAAUAAACUGGUACGUUUGAAUGGUGAUGGAAGCAUCACAUAUGGCAUGAGGUUCACUACAACAUUAGCCUGCAUGAUGGAUCUUCAUUAUUAUCCUCUGGAUUCACAGAACUGCACUGUUGAAAUUGAAAGCUAUGGAUACACAGUAUCUGAUGUGGUCAUGUAUUGGAAAGAGACGCCAGUACGUGGUGUUGAUGAAGCAGAGUUACCACAAUUUACUAUCAUUGGCUGUGAAACCAAUGACCGCAAAGAGAAGCUUGCCACUGGCAACUAUCAGCGACUCUCACUUUCCUUUAAGCUGCAGCGCAACAUUGGUUACUUUGUAUUUCAAACAUAUCUCCCAUCAAUACUCAUUGUCAUGUUGUCAUGGGUCUCCUUCUGGAUUAACCAUGAAGCAACCAGUGCUCGUGUUGCCUUAGGAAUCACAACUGUCCUCACCAUGACCACAAUCAGUACAGGUGUGCGCAGCUCUCUGCCACGUAUCUCUUAUGUCAAGGCAAUUGACAUCUAUUUAGUGAUGUGCUUUGUCUUCGUGUUUGCGGCUUUGCUCGAGUAUGCAGCUGUAAACUAUACUUAUUGGGGAGCUCGUGCUAAAAAGAAAUCCAAAAAAACUAAAGAGGCUGAGGAAAAGAAAACUACACAAGCACCAGCUGGGUCAGUGUCCGACCAGCAACAGCAGGAGAUCAUUGAGCUGCAGGACCUGCGAAUGUCCCCCAUCCCGUCCAUCCGCAACCGGCACAACAGUCGCAAUUACUCCACAUCUUCUGCAGAAGGUCUUGAUCCAGCCAAGUUCCCACCGAGCUUCCGCAUGAACCGAGCAGCUGGCGGCUAUUCCUUCCCCGUCCGGUCUGCGGGUGGCUUGCGUUUCCGAGGAUCAAGAAGUCAUCUUCCUCAACACAGUAAACCCAAAGUUUUCCAUGCACUGAAAAGAGGAGCAUCUGCCAUUAGAGCUUCAAUGCCAAAGAUUAAAGACGUAAAUAUCAUAGACAAAUACUCACGGAUCAUCUUCCCAUUAUCAUUCAUGCUGUUCAAUGCAGCAUACUGGAUCUUCUACGUACUUCCUUCUGCAAAUGGUCCAAAGUGAAAAUUAAGGGUAGCCACAGUCUUGAACUGUGCCUGAAAAAGUACGCACACUUAAACUAAGUAGAGUGUUGUUGAAAGAACCAAACAGAGACAAUUCUAAGGUGCUACUGUCCACACUGACUGUUAUAAUGAUGGUAUAAAUUCUAUACAUGCAAAUGAAAAGUAUCCACAUUCAAUUACAACAUUAUAAGUUCAAGAUAAGAUAGACAUAAGUAAAUGUUUAUUUUCUGGGUUGCAAACUUGUUACUUUGAUACUUUGUAUAAGGCAAUUCUAUUUUCUUAUGAAAAUUCUGAUAACUGUGUUUAGUUGAUGUACAAGUCUUUUUGAAUUUCAGUAAACAUGAUUGAAAAUACUCAGAUUCAACAAAUGGAUAACUUACUUAUGUUUAUAAAAAAUCUUAUACACAUAACGAAUGAAUUCUGCUGCAGAGAUUUAUGACAGUUUCUUCUCACAGAAAUGACAGAGAUUUCUGAAGCAUUAUUAUCGCAAGUGUACUGCACUUUCAAGUUUGCUGAAAAUAAUCAAAUAUAACAGUUAUUUAUGAAUUUUCUGUUGCCACAAAAUGGAACAUGAAUACAUUUUCACCAGUUUUCAUAAAGACUGGCCUAUUAGUAUUUACAAUUUCUUACUAGCAAAAAGAAAAUUAUUUUACAACUUUGCUAAGAUGGGUAUUCAGAAUCCUAAAGUAUGACAUAAGCAGAACUUCAUAAUGAUCCUUUUGUAAAUGUUAAACUUUGGAAGACAUCUUGCUUCACAUUUCGGUAAUCAAAUUGCCCACACAACAGAAUCUAAAAUGGUAAACAGUUGAAUUUCUGAGACAGGGAUAUUUCCAAGUGAAUGAAGGUGAGAAAGACUCACAAGAAAAUUCUGUUGCCUAAAAAUUGUUAAAUAGCUACACAUUAUUUGCAUCAACAGAAUAUACUUUAUACUCUUACCAAAAAAUAUUCUAAAUUCUAUGAACGCUAUUCUCAAAGUGUCAAGGUAUGCAUUGAACUGAAUCUGGAGUAGACACCAUUCAGCUUCCUCUUAUCCAGUUGUGAGUAUACAGAGUGAUUCAGAAGGAACCUGCCAAUCUUCAUGAGUGCAGUUAUCAAGUGGCUUUGAGUGAGUAAGUCCUAUUAACAUGAGCUGAACAAAGAAUGUUUAUAGAUUCAUCGUACUCUGAAAGUAGGAUAAUGAUACGAGUCUGUUCAAUAAAGAUUAAGAACGAUUUUCUGUAAAAUGUUUGUAAGUCCUGAUGGAACUUCCAUUUUUUCAUUUAUGGUGGUUGGUAGCACUGACAGGUGCGAGUCAAUGUCUGCAGUUAUAGGUUGCUGCAUGUUUAGUUAUGCUUGUGCUGUAACCUUGAUUAGGCUGUAUGAGCCUGAGAGUAAGCGGCAAAGCACUCAGUGGGUCUCUUAAAGCUAUAUAUAAGGACUCCAUCAGAAGAAAAUGACCUUAGCUUGUUUGGACACUGGUUGCUUCAUCAUGACAGUGCCAAACCACAUGUUGCAAACACUGCCAUUCAAUUUUUAACAAGUAAAGGUGUUCACUAUAUUCCCUAUCCUUCCUACAGCCCAGAUCUAACACCUUGUGACAUUUUUUGUUUCCCAUAUUAAAAUGACAGCUUUGAGGACAGCACUUCCAGACCAAAGAUGCUGCAGUCAAAGCUGUAGAGGUGAUUUUAGAGAAAAUGUCCAAAAAUGUCCAAAAAUGGCACUGAUGUCUUUGAUGAGUGGCAGAACUGCGGGGAUAUGAGUAUUGACUUCAGGGGGGCCUAUUUGAAAAGGAACACACUUGUAAUAAUUCUAAAUAAAGAAGGUGUUUUAAAAAAUCAUUCUCAGUCUCUAUUGAACAGUACUAACAUAUCAUAAAUAAGGAGUUUAAUUAAAAAUUUGAUGUUAUUCAAUAACAAAACAUCAAACUGAGCAGGUCUAAACAUGCACAUAGCAUCAAUAAAACCUUCUCGGGCAAUCAGCCGUGUUAACUGGUUACUGUAGUAAACCGACGUUUUGGGAACCAACUCUGUCCCCAUCAUCACGGUUCUGAUGUGACUGGAUACCUCGGACGUCACCUGUCUCAAAUCCUAUGUAUAUAGCAUGUUGCUGAUAUACAGCAUUGCCAGCCACUUCAACAGAAUACCUCAAUGUACUGCACAGUAACAGUGCUCAAAUGUACAUUCAAGUCACAAACACUUUGAACAGUGUUUGUAACAUGUUUCAUUGUCAAAUAACACAUUUCAGUUCCAUGUUAAAAUAACUGUGAAAUGUUUAAUUAAAAUCCCUCAUUUCUGGUA
This is a messenger RNA of Zootermopsis nevadensis, 4056 nucleotides long. RefSeq names its product Ligand-gated chloride channel homolog 3 (gene Lcch3). Gene Ontology annotation, cellular component: membrane. The record is from RefSeq and is a predicted model, not a curated record. Gene Ontology annotation, molecular function: GABA-A receptor activity; extracellular ligand-gated monoatomic ion channel activity. Gene Ontology annotation, biological process: monoatomic ion transmembrane transport. NCBI's taxonomy places the organism in Eukaryota, Metazoa, Arthropoda, Insecta, Blattodea, Termopsidae.